UCCUUCAGACCGGAGGAUGAGCCGCAGAGGCAGGGAGGACCGUCUCGCACUUCAGCUGCUCGGAAUGCAGUGGAAACAGUUGCUGCUGGAGUAACAUUUCCUCCAUUUACCAGGGAAGACCGGCGAAUACUGACAGGCCAUGAGCAACAGGAUGGAGGGUUCGGCGGGACCGGGUGUAAGGACGAAUGGACCGGUGGCGGCGCCUGGCGGCCCGGCCAGUUCCCCCGUGGGCCCACCCUCGGCUCCAGAGGAGCAGCAGUCAUCGCUGACGGACGUCUCUCAAAUGUGGAUUAAUUUUGCCAAAACCUUCGCCAUCAUUUUCCCCAUCUACGUGCUGGGAUACUUCGAGUUCAGCUUCAGCUGGGUUCUGAUUGGCCUCGCCAUGCUUUUCUACUGGAGGAAGAACUACGGCGGGAAAGACUACAGGAUAAACCGGGCCCUAGCGUUCCUGGAGCACGAGGAGAAGGUGGUGAGGCAGGCUGUGCCGACCACCGAGCUGCCGCCCUGGGUCCAUUAUCCAGAUGUGGAGCGGGUGGAGUGGCUCAAUAAGACGGUGAAACAGAUGUGGCCGUUCAUCUGCCAGUUUGUGGACAAGCUGUUCAGAGAAACCAUCGAGCCGGCGGUGAGGGGCGCCAACCCCCAUCUGAGCUCCUUCUGCUUCACCAAGAUCGACAUGGGCGACAAGCCUCUGAGAGUGAACGGGGUGAAGGUUUACACGGAAAAUGUUGACAAGAGGCAGGUGAUCAUGGACCUGCAGAUCAGUUUUGUUGGGAACACAGAAAUCGACGUGGACAUUAAGAAGUACUACUGCAGGGCUGGAAUCAAAAGCAUACAGCUUCAUGGAGUUUUGAGAGUUGUGAUGGAGCCUCUUCUCGGGGACAUCCCUCUGAUCGGAGCCCUGUCUGUCUUUUUCCUCAAGAAACCUCUGCUGGACAUCAAUUGGACCGGACUCACAAAUAUGCUGGACAUCCCUGGCGUGAAUGGCUUGUGCGACAACCUGAUCCAGGACAUCAUCCACGGCUACCUGGUUCUCCCCAACCGCAUCACCAUCCCCCUGGUGGGCGAGGAGCAGCUGGCCAGAGUCCGCUUCCCCGUUCCAAAGGGCGUCCUGAGGAUCCACUUCAUCGAGGCCCAGGACCUGCUGGGCAAAGACAAGUUCCUGGGGGGACUGAUCAAGGGCAAGUCGGACCCCUACGGGGUCAUCCAGGUGGGGACGGAGAUCUUCCACAGCAAAGUCAUCCACGAGACCGUCCAUCCCAAGUGGAACGAGGUGUACGAGAUCCUGAUUUACGGUCAGACAGAACACCUCCUCAAGAUCGAGCUGUUGGACGAAGACACCGACAAGGACGACUACUUGGGAAGUUUGGAGAUCGACCUCGGGGAAGUCCAGAAGGAGCAGAAGGUGGACGAGUGGUUCGCUCUGGAGGACGUGGCCACGGGGAAGCUGCACCUGAAACUGGAGUGGUUGUCUCUGCUGCCCACACCUGAGAAGCUGGACCAGGUGCUGGCGAGCAUCAAAGCUAAUCGCAGCGACGCCAACGAUGGUCCGUCGUCCGUGCUGCUUAUAAUUUUCUUAGAUUCAGCCCGAAACCUGCCGAGCGUCUUCGAGGGCGACUUGGGCUCUGGCUACUUAAAAGAGAGGAGGGCGGCGGGCCUCGUGUUUUGCGAGAACACCGCUUCCCUCUAUAGGACCUUAUUUCGCAAUCCGUUAGAGUUCAACCAGGCGGGGCUGAAGAAGGCCUCGGUCAGUAAGGCCAUCAAGUCUGGUAAAAAGGUGACCAGCGAUCCCAAUCCCUUCGUCCACUUCACGGUGGGACACAAGUCCGACGACAGCAAGAUCAAAUAUAAGACCAAUGAACCCUUGUGGGAACAAACCUUCACCUUCCUCAUUCACAACCCCAACAGUCAAAACCUGGAGGUCGAGGUGAAGGAUGCCAAACACGAGUGCUCGUUGGGGACGCUGACGGUGCCCCUCAGUAGCCUGCUGGAGGCGGAGGACAUGACGCUGGACCAGAGCUUCAAUCUCAAACACUCCGGCACCCUCAAGAUGAAGAUGGCUCUGCGGGUCCUGUGCCUGGACAAGGACACGUCCUCGUCCUCCAGCUCCGUCCCCUCCUCGGUCCAAGUCCGCAAGUCCAGCUCGUCCAGCCGGACCCCGCGGGCCUCCGUCUCCUCGGACUCCCCCAAGCCUUCGUCCAGCGGCUCUGACAUCCCCCGCUCGGCCUCGGCGUCGGCCCAGGACCUGCCGAGUCGGCACGGCGAGGCGGAGGACUCCCUCAAGUCCCCCGGACCCGCGGAAUCGGCGUUCGGCGGCGCGGGGAGGGCGGCCGGUCAGAGCCUGGCCGAGGCGGGGAGGAGCACCUCCAACCUGGCCAUCUCCGGGUCCCAGCAGUACCUGGCGGGGGGCAAGGAGCCCACGCCCAGCAUCGCCUCGGACAUCUCCAACCCCUACGCCACGCAGGAGCUGCAGCUCCGGCUCCAGCAGCUGCAGAACGGGUCGGGCCACAGCUACUUCCCGCUGGGGGAGAUCCAGCUGACCAUCAGACACAGCUCCCAGAGGAACAAGCUGAUCGUGGUGGUCCACUCCUGCAGGAACCUGAUCGCCUUCACGGACCACGGCUCGGACCCCUACGUCCGCGUCUACCUGCUUCCCGACAAACGGAGGUCCGGCAGGCGGAAAACUCACACGUACAAGAAGACGCUGAACCCGGUUUACGAUCAGACGUUCGAGUUCAGCGUGUCCCUCAUGGAGCUCCACCGCAGGACUCUGGACGUGGCGGUGAAGAACGGCGGGGGACUCCUCUCCAAACACAAAGGCCUUUUAGGGAAGGUUCUGGUGGAUUUAACUCAUGAUGAAAUCAGCAAGGGUUGGACACAAUGGUUCGAGCUGAGCGAAGACGGCCUGACGAAGCCACACCAACUAUAAACAGUCAUUGUUAGUAUUAUUCUGAUCGUCGUAUCGCAGCACGUCCACUCAAGCCAACAGUAGGACUUCUCGUUCUUUUUUUUUUUAAAUCUUCAUUUCUUGUAAAUGUAAACAAAAGAUGUCUUUUUUUUUUUUUUUGAGGAAAGCAGCUUUGAACAUUCAUUUAAUCACAUCAGUCGCAAGGCAAAGGCACCCCUUUAAGAAGUGACUGGCUGAAGGGAGCGUUUAGACGGAGACGGACAUGUUAGACCACGCGUUGCCGUGGAAGUCCGUUUUCCACAUCUAUACAGAAGCUAUCGUUUCUUUUACCGCAAUAGUUUCUCAAAAUGUAAAUAAUGUAAAAUGAUGCUGGAAAAAACAAGGGGAGGAUGGAGCCGACGACGGAGAGCCGACGGCGUUUUACUGGCCAAAUGCUUGUGUGUAAUUUAACUUAAUUUAAUUUCCUUUUUCUUUUUAUAUAAAAAAAACAAUCUUCUCAACAGUUUGAAGCCGAGCAGACGAGUAGUCACACCAAAGAGACGGGAACAUGCUGGUUUUAUACCUCUGUGACAACGUGGCGUUUGAACCAAAAUGAACCAAAAUGUGUUUUAAUUCUGAAUUUAUUUUGCUAAAGUAGAAAAAGAAAAACACCUGUUGUUACACUGAAAUAAGGCCGCUGUUGUUUCCUUUGUUCUUUUAUUCCUUUCUUUUUUGUUUUUAACCUAAAUGAGACUAUUUGCACAUGUGUAUUUUAAAAACGGUCAAAGAUGAUGAUUCUCCAUCGAGAAGAAAUAUUAUAUACUAUUUUAUUCAAUUGAAAACUGAAAGAAUUACAUCAAAGCCACUGUAUGUAUAACUUUAAAGUCUUGGACAUUGCUUUAACAUUUAAUAUUAAGAUUUGUUUGUUUUUUUAAUUAAAGGCAGAGUAAGUGAUUUUUAAAAAAUUGUUUUUUUUGGGUAAGAUU
Molecule: messenger RNA, 3870 nt
Organism: Cololabis saira (Pacific saury)
Lineage: Eukaryota; Metazoa; Chordata; Actinopteri; Beloniformes; Belonidae
Product: extended synaptotagmin-2-like
Exons: 25
Coding region: 140-2926 (928 amino acids)
Biological process (GO): lipid transport
Molecular function (GO): lipid binding
Source: RefSeq, a predicted model, not a curated record